Messenger RNA from Fraxinus pennsylvanica, 417 nucleotides. The record is from the annotation of a GenBank genome assembly. NCBI's taxonomy places the organism in Eukaryota, Viridiplantae, Streptophyta, Magnoliopsida, Lamiales, Oleaceae.
AUGAAGAAUUAUGAUUUGCCAAUUGCAGGUGCAGAAUCUGGAGGCCAAGAUGAUCGAGAUGAUUCUGCCUAUACGAUAGGCCUUCCUGAGAGGAAUGAUUCUGAUGAACUGCAGCAGCAAGAAAUUAUUAUUGACAAGAUAAAAGAUGCAACUAUGAAGAUCACUGGUGCGUGUAGCUGUUGGUUUACUGACUGGUGUUGGUUGAAGUUCAUCCCAUAUAGACGCGACUCUUAUAUUCCACGUAAAGAUUCUGGAGCAGCUAUGGCUUCUGAUGUCGCCAAUGUGGAGGCCUCAGUAGCAGAAAUUCUUGUGCGCGAGUGGCAGGAUGUCAAAUCUCAGGCUCUUGGACCAGAUCAUUUUCUUGGAAAAUUGUCAGAGGUGAGAAUUUCUUAUUUAGUUUUUCCUCUGCUUUACUAG